AUGUCAAGGAAAUUCGAUUUUAAAGCAUUUGUUGAUCUCUCUGUUUUGGUGGGUACAGGUGUAUCGUUAUGGUAUCUUCUACGACAGUUACGUAAUGACGUACAAGGUGGUCCCAUAGGAAGAUCAAAGGAAUCUAAAGAGAAAGAGAUAACCCAAUGGACAAAACUAACCGAAAGAAAUGCAGAACUCAUAGAUACGGAAUUAAGUGCAUAUGAACAUGCUAUUCUAGCAUCUGUUGUUAUGCCUCAGGAUAUUGAUGUUUCGUUUAGUGAUGUUGGUGGAUUAGAAACUAUAAUUACUGAUUUGCAUGAAAGUGUGAUAUUCCCGUUGACCAUGCCUGAAGUAUAUGCAAACUCACCUUUAUUGAAAGCACCAAGUGGUGUCUUGUUAUACGGCCCUCCAGGAUGUGGUAAAACAAUGCUUGCAAAAGCACUAGCUCAUGAAAGUGGUGCUAAUUUUAUUUCAAUUAGAAUGUCCACCAUUAUGGAUAAAUGGUACGGUGAAUCCAAUAAAAUUGUAGAGGCUAUCUUCACUUUGGCUAAUAAAAUCCAACCAUGUAUUAUAUUCAUCGACGAGAUCGAUUCAUUCUUGAGAGAAAGAAGUCAAAGUGAUCACGAAGUCACUGCGACAGUGAAGGCCGAGUUUAUGACCUUGUGGGAUGGUUUAUUAGGGAAUGGACGUGUGAUGAUUAUUGGAGCUACAAAUCGUCUAAAUGAUAUAGAUAGUGCAUUUCUCAGAAGAAUGCCUAAACGGUUCAUGGUAUCACUACCUAGUCUUGAACAAAGAAGGAAAAUCUUGCAAGUUCUAUUGAAAGAUACAGAAGUAGACAAUGAAUAUUUCGAUAUCAAUGCAAUAGCGAUGAAUACAAAGGGCUUGUCAGGUUCUGAUCUUAAAGAAUUAUGUAGAGAAGCAGUAUUGAAUGCUGCUAAGGAAUACAUAAGGAAAAAGAGAGAAAUAAUAGCAAAUGGAGGAUCUUUAUCCAAAGACGUAGUGAUAAGGCCGUUAAGAUCAACAGAUUUUUCAGUUAUUAAGAAGGAUGCACGUAUGGAAAUCGGUUCACAUGGGUUGGAUUAA
Maudiozyma barnettii is the source of this 1074-nucleotide messenger RNA. It is a transcript of the gene MSP1, whose product is annotated as Msp1p. Gene Ontology annotation, cellular component: mitochondrial outer membrane. The record is from RefSeq and is a predicted model, not a curated record. Gene Ontology annotation, molecular function: ATP binding; ATP hydrolysis activity. Bases 1 to 1074 code for a protein of 357 amino acids. Lineage: Eukaryota; Fungi; Ascomycota; Saccharomycetes; Saccharomycetales; Saccharomycetaceae. The transcript has a single exon.